Dromiciops gliroides (monito del monte) is the source of this 1734-nucleotide messenger RNA. RefSeq names its product basic proline-rich protein-like. The coding region runs from base 1 to 1734 and encodes 577 amino acids. The transcript is spliced from 2 exons. NCBI's taxonomy places the organism in Eukaryota, Metazoa, Chordata, Mammalia, Microbiotheria, Microbiotheriidae. The record is from RefSeq and is a predicted model, not a curated record.
AUGCCGGAAGGCUCUGGGAAUCAGGGCAAACAAGGGUCACUGGUCCGCUCUAGUCCUGAAACGACAGGAGCUCGCGGCGCCCAAUCUCCAAGCCAGAGGAAGCAUCUCCCGGCCCCCUCGACGAUAAGCCAUCCAUACAACAAAUCAGAGCCCAGAGAAAAGCGCCGUUUUCCUUUUCCCCGUCCCUCCUGCGAGAGAUGCCCGAAACCGCCGCGCGCCGCCUCUGGGGCCGGCCUGGCUUGCCAGCCGCAGACUCUAGGGGGCACCAGCCAAGUGCCCUGCCGGUACCGCCCUCCCCCCGGUAACGUGAGCAGCUGCGGCCCGUCGUCGGGGAGCUCGGGCUGCCAUCGCGGCUGCCGGAGCGGCGUUUGCGGCGGCCGCGGCACAGAGCCCACCCCCGCCGCCUUCCCAGCCAGUCCUGGGUCUUCGCCCCCGGGGCAGCUGCCACCCCAGCAAUGGCUCCUCCUCCUCAAGACAACAGAGGCCGGCGGCGAAUCCCAGAGGUUUAACACCCCCCUCACCCCGGGGCUAGGCCCGCUAAAGCAGACAAAUAAAGAGAACAGCACUCACAAUGGGGGGCUCUGCUCCGCGGUUUCGGCCACAGCUGCACCAGAUGGGGCUGGAAGCGAUGCCUGGUCCUGGGAAAACAGAGAAGAGAUUGGAACGAGAAUCGAGCGGACCCAAGAAGGCCGCGUCCCAACCCCGCGUCCCCCCGCCCCGGGGGAGGGGGGGAGGAGGUCGGGCCUUCUUUCCUUCCCUCGUAGCCCCGAGGGCCGCCCCCCACCCCUGCACCCAGAGCUCCUGUCUAGGGAAGCGGAACAAGGCGAGAGGCAACACUGGCCACCGCGCAUCCGCGCCCUCUCCUCAGGGAGGGGGGAAGCGAGAGCCUCGACGCCAGGAGGGAGAGGAUGUUCUUUCCGAAGGGGGCCCGGCCGGCCGCCUCUUCCACGAAUCCAGACGCCCGCACCGCACUCCCGGACAAAUCACGUCACCGCCGGGCCGCGAACUCCCCAUCUGCCCCCAGCAGUUGCCCCGGGCCCGGGGCAAACAAUACGGGAGACGCAGGAGCGGCGCAGGGCAGCGCCUGGGACGGCGGGGGGCCGACGACCGGGCUCUCGCGGGGGAGAGGGCAGCCCCCCCAAUAACUCGGGAAAAACAGCGGCGGCGGCAGCCCGCCUCAGGCGGGGGGCGCCCCGGUCCUCGCCGCCGCCACCACCCCCCUCCAGCGCCCUCAGCGGCGCCUCCCCCCUCAGAAACAGAGACGGAAAGGAAAAAUACCCCGGCCUCCGAACGCCCCGACUGCCAAACCCGCGGGGCUGCCCCUCCGCGGCCUCGUCUCCCCGCCGGGGCCCCGGCCCUGCCCCUAGCUCCGCCUCACAGCCCGCCGAGCCGGGCCGUGCUGCGCCGAAAGGGCCUCGGACCCGAGGGGAGGGAGGAAGCCCGGGGCAGCCCCCGAGGCCCUGCGCGGCCGCUGCGCCGCACUACGGGGUAACAAGCCCGAGGAGGUGGGAGGCUCCUUUGGCGGCUCACCCGUCUCCGCCUCCCCAGUCGCCUCCUCCGGAGGCAGUGCUGCCCCCAGCCACCCCCACCAUCGGCGGACUUAGCUGGGGAAAGAGUGGGGGAUUAUCCUCACCCGGUUCUGGCUGCGGCUCCACGGAACGAACCUCCCCUCCCCCGCCCCACCCCCCCCCUUCGGUAACACGCACAACUCCACUCGGUCCAGUCCCGGGCUAA